UACAGUCUAGUUGAUCCCACAAAAGCUCAAUGGGGUUAAGAUCCAUAACACUCUUUUCCAAUUAUCUGUUGUCCAAUGUCUGUUUCUUUGCCCACUCUGAACUUUUCUUUUUGUUUUUCUGUUUCAAAAGUGGCUUUUCUUUGCAAUUCUUCCCAUAAGGCCUGCACCCCUGAGUCUUCUCUUUACUGUUGUACAUGAAACUGGUGUUGAGCAGGUAGAAUUCAAUGAAGCUGUCAGCUGAGGACAUGUGAGGCAUCUAUUUCUCAAACUAGAGACUCUGAUGUACUUAUUCUCAUGUUUAACUAUACAUCUGGCCUUCCACAUCUCUUUCUGUCCUUGUUAGAGCCAGUUGUCCUUUAUAGUAUACUGUAGUGUACACCUUGUGAAAUCUUUCAUUCCUCAAAACAACGAUUGUCUGACAAGUUUCUAGAGAAAGCAGUUUCUUAAGACAUGCCAGUCUAUUGCAUACUGUGGCAACUCAAAAACAAACACAAAGACAAUGUUAAGCUUCAUUUAACAAACCAAAUAUCUAUCAACUGUGUUUGAUAUAAUUGCAAGUGAUUUUCUUUUAUUACUCAAGGAUAAGGUGUUGGAGCGAUUGCUGCUGGAAAUGGGGCCUGUCUAGAUUUGAUCAAAAAUAUAUUUUUUCAAAUAGUGAUAGUGCUGUUUAUGACAACUGUUCCUUUUCUCAGCGCUGAUGAGAAUUCCACCAAUCACAGAGGUCUGUUUGCAGGAUAGCGCGAAUUCUUUUGUCGUUUCUUCAGAGACUGAUUUGACGGAUUUGUAUAUAUGGUAUCUGUCCUUGCUAUUAAUAUAUUUAAACGAUCAUUACUUUUAGUGGAUGAAUCGAGUUGUUUCAAAUGUGUCUCCAAUGACUAGAUUUGACUCAAUGACGAAUUAUUUUCGCUGAUAUGCAGCGCCACAUUCAGGAAUAACAGGGAACCAUUGUUACAUAAUAAGCACUUCGUUUCCAGUUUUGGUGGUGUCAGACAGAGUUGCAAAGAAGAGAAAAUACAGUUUCUAAAAAACAGGAACAGACAGAGAUAGAAGAAAGAUAAAGAUCCGAGGAGACGAAAUGUUCCUGUACAUGUUUGGUCUCAUAGUCCUGCUCUAUGUGUAUCGGUGGUUCAGAGAAUUGGAAAGAGUUCCCAACAAAACAGAGAAGUUUGUGUACAUCACAGGUUGUGAUACAGGCUUCGGGAAUCUCCUGGCCAGACACCUGGAUGUAAAGGGUUUCCGUGUCAUCGCUGGCUGUUACACGGAGAAGGGAGAGGAUGAGUUGAAGAAAAAUUGCAGUGACAAACUCACAACAUUGCAUUUGGAUGUGACUGAUAAUGACAGCAUAAACAAAGCCAGUGACACCAUUAAAAACCUGGUGGGACAGAGGGGUCUGUGGGCCGUGGUUAACAAUGCUGGUGUCUCAAUCCCAACUGCUCCCAAUGACUGGCUGGUUAUUGAGGACUUCAAACACAUGAUAGACGUAAACUUGAUUGGGGUUAUUGCUGUCACUCUGAGUGUCUUACCUCUUAUUAAGAAAGCCAAAGGCAGAGUGGUCAAUGUGGCCAGUAUAUUUGGAAGGAUUAGUACACUUGGCGGGGCAUACUGCAUAUCGAAGUAUGGAGUAGAGGCGUUCAAUGACAGUCUAAGGAGGAACAUGGCACCAUUUGGAGUUAAAGUUUUAUGUAUCGAACCUGGAUUCUUCAAAACAAGUGUUACUGACUCUGUCAUCAUACAAAGUAAUAUAGAGAAAUUAUGGACGAAGGUGCCUCAGGAUGUCAAGGAUGAGUAUGGCAGCGACUUCAUAGACAGAAUAAAGCAGAUGAUGGAGGAGAAGUUUGAGAAGAUUUUGGAUACAGAUCUGAUGAAGGUGGUGAACUGCAUGGAGCAUGCUGUGGCUGCUGUCCAUACUCGAACCCGAUAUUCUCCGGGAUGGGAUGCCAAGUUCUUUUGGUUGCCUCUCUCCUACAUGCCAACCUUCAUCUCUGAUGCUUUUGUUUUAAAAACUGCUGUUAAUCCAAAAGUUUCAGUUCUGUAA
Xyrauchen texanus (razorback sucker) is the source of this 2035-nucleotide messenger RNA. RefSeq names its product retinol dehydrogenase 7-like. The transcript has 5 exons. Gene Ontology annotation, molecular function: oxidoreductase activity. The coding region runs from base 1076 to 2035 and encodes 319 amino acids. NCBI's taxonomy places the organism in Eukaryota, Metazoa, Chordata, Actinopteri, Cypriniformes, Catostomidae. The record is from RefSeq and is a predicted model, not a curated record.